UGUACUGUGGCCAUUCGGAGAGCGUUUGUUUCUAUUUUGUGUGCAAAAUAAUGUUUUUUCUUCAAUAUUUUUGUUAAUAUAAAUGAACAUGAAUACAAUGGAAGAGUUGUUAGCGUGUCGGGUUUGUCUUGCCACAGACGUGAAACUGUAUGAUAUGUACAAAUACGAGCUGGUCUCUGCGUACGAAAUGUUUUCAGGAUACAAGGUGCCAAUAUCGGACGGUCUGCCUCACCAUCUAUGCAGUUACUGUGCUGCUCUGCUCAACAAGUGUAUACGGUUCCUUGAGAAAUGUAGGAACUCCCAGCAAUUACUCCUUUCCGCUUUCAUGGAGAAUGAAAUGAUAACACUAGACCACAUCCGAUAUCUAAACUGUGACGGCAGCCAUCACCUCACACACACCAACAAACACAACAUCAUAACAAUAAAAGAAGAAGACGACGACCUGUCUACCAUCAUCAAGAACAUAAUAGACAGUAAAGACAACAUAAAAAUAGAGAAUGAAGAAAACAGCGAAGAAGAACCUUUAUCAAAAAUCGUGAAGAAAAAUAAAAGACACAAAAAAGAUAAGAAAAGGUUGAAGAAAGAGAAGGAAUGUGAGAGUGAGUUGGAGAUUAUAGAACAGGAGUACGAUAAUAUUAGUAUAAAGGAUGAAGAUGUACAAGCAGAUUUUUCCAUAGAGCUGAAUGAUAAUUUCAACGAUGAUUUCGGUGAUGAAUUUAUUGAUGAUUACGAUGAUAAGAUGCAGUUUGAGUUUGACGGAACGGAUGUUGUUGUUCUCUCGAAACUACAGCAAAUGGAAGAUUUGCAAGCUAGGAAAGAGACGGAAAACUACAAGAACUGCAGAUUUAAAUGUGAAGUCUGUUAUAAAGGGUUCAUGACGGAGACAACUUAUGAAAAUCAUUUGGUCAAACACGAUCCUUCAUACGGGCCAUAUUGCUGUGACAUAUGCCAACUGCGAUGGCCGAACAACAGAACUCUACGAUCCCACAUGUCGUCGACACAUCAGAAGAAAUAUAUAUGUCGGCGGUGCGGUUAUGUCUGUCGGUCCAACAACAAAGCCAAGGAACAUGUGAGAUGGCAUGAAGGCUUUAUCUACACGUGCGAGAUAUGUGGGGCUACGUUUAAUAAAUCUACCAGCCACCUAACCCACAUUCGACUCCAGCACCCCUCGGAACACACCUGCAGCAUCUGCAACCAGUCCUUCAUCAGCCAGAUCGGACUGAAACAACACGCUAAGAAGGCGCACAGGACUGGGCAGGUCCAACUAACGAAAAUGAAGAUAGAAACUCAAUGUAUGUCGUGUGGGACAGAGUUCAGAAGUGAGGAUGCCUUGAGGCGCCACCUCAGCUACGCGGAGGAUGAUGUGUGUGAUCAGAACUACAAACCGUGUGCCAUGUGUGGCGAAAGAUUCGCCAAUGUAAUAGAAUUGAGGGAACACGCGAGGAAAGCGCACCAGAAUGAUAAGUGUGUUGAGUGCAACAAAAAAUUCGCGAACCCCAAAUCGUUAGCAGUUCACUACCAUCGCAUACAUCUUGGUAUAAAAAGCAACAAGAGUCCGGGCAAGAGCGUCGUCUGCGAGACCUGCGGGAAGAAGUGCAAGUCGCAAGCUACGUUCAUAUACCACAAGAGGAUACACUCCGGGGAGAAGCCGUACCAGUGCAACGAGUGUCCGAAGAAGUUCAGCGUCUACCAGCGGUUACAGAUCCACAUCCGCACCCACACAGGCGAACGUCCGUUCAAGUGCACUCAUUGCCCGAAGGCUUUCAAGCAUAAAGCCGCGCUCAACAGGCAUGACAGAGUACACACGGGGGCAAAGCCCUACGCCUGCCCGCACUGCGGCAAGACGUUCUCGCAAUCCAACUCUAUGAAGACUCAUGUCAGGAGUGUACAUCUUAAACUACCAGCGUUAUACCGACGGUCGCCUAAGCAGAAAGAAUAUGAAUAAUUGGGUAGUAUUCCGAAGCAUAGUGUUUGUUGUGGUAAAGAUAGCUUCUAUAGCUCCAGUGGGGUACGUAAACAUAGGUCCCGUUGGUUGUUUGAGCGGAAAGGGCGGUUAUGCAAAAAUAUCCUACAGACAAGUAACAGAGGAAAGGUGGGAAAAACUUACAGAUGCGCUGCAAAACGGAGAUUUAUGUCCCCGGAGACACCGUUGCUCGACGAGGGCCUCGGAGAUGAUGAUUCAGAUGGCUGCGUGCACUUUUAAGAUGAUAAUUGUAUUUUGUUUGGCCGGCCGGCACUCUUACGCACGGUAGUUGAAGCAAGAAGAGAAUGAAUGAUUCGGAAAUUUGAGUGAGCGUGUUCGAUGAAUGAAUGAGCGCCGGGUGAUAGGAAAGGGUAGGAAGCGGGAAUGACUGAUACUUGAACACAGAAUAAGGGAUAAUACUACGUAUAGAACGGCAACUCUCCGCUCCCCACCAGCGGCUGAGCUACGUUUACCUCACCCCCUCGGUCUUUAGUCUUCAAUCGUAAGGUGUCAGACGUCACACACACAGCAGCGCGUGUACGAUAACGUCAAUGUGUAGUGUCUGUGUGAAACGAGGUGUUUUGUAUGAAGUGUCCGGGGUGUGAUAUAUGUCGAAAAUAAAUUAUAAAAUUCUGAUUAGUAAAUAAAGAAAAACUGAAACUGA
Molecule: messenger RNA, 2627 nt
Organism: Pectinophora gossypiella (pink bollworm)
Lineage: Eukaryota; Metazoa; Arthropoda; Insecta; Lepidoptera; Gelechiidae
Product: zinc finger protein 436-like
Exons: 13
Coding region: 83-1945 (620 amino acids)
Biological process (GO): regulation of transcription by RNA polymerase II
Cellular component (GO): chromosome; nucleus
Molecular function (GO): chromatin insulator sequence binding; zinc ion binding
Source: RefSeq, a predicted model, not a curated record